This is a messenger RNA of Megalobrama amblycephala (Wuchang bream), 3551 nucleotides long. RefSeq lists its product as uncharacterized. The transcript is spliced from 2 exons. The record is from RefSeq and is a predicted model, not a curated record. NCBI's taxonomy places the organism in Eukaryota, Metazoa, Chordata, Actinopteri, Cypriniformes, Xenocyprididae. The coding region runs from base 1535 to 2449 and encodes 304 amino acids.
UGUGUUAUACUAAACAGAUAUUUCAAAAACAGAUCUGUGAUAAUAUAAAUUCUGUGUUUAUAUCCAAAUGUUUUUUAUUUUUUAUUUUACUAUACAGAGAAAUGUCACAUCAAGUCUCGAGCAACAUGCAUUCUUUGAGUGCACUUCUUCAAAACAAUAAGGAAAUGUAAAGGUGUAUGUAAACUAUGUUUACUUGCUAUUUUUGUUAUAAUCACAGACUAACGCUCAUUCUCCUCUCUCCUAAACAUCCCACAUCCCUUGCUCCCCCCUGGUGUAAGUGUGGUGACUAAAUGCUGUAGUUAUUAGUGGGGCUCACAGCAGAUUAUGUGUCUUGGGGCUGCUUUGCUUUAUACUCAUUUAAUCCCAUCUCACUUUCCUCUCUAUAUUUGAUUUAAUGGUAAUCAUGCUGAAAAAGCUGCUGAUAUUUACCUCUUGCUUCAUAACACCAGUAUAACUCAUUUCACCAUUAUGACUAACUAUUAAUAUCAUGCAGUAAACAUUUUACUAAUUGUAGUAACUGUAGUAGCUGUCCAUCAGUGCUGGGUGGGUGGGUUGUAGUUGUAGCUCAUUACUAAGACAGCAGUGACAAUCUUUAAAUAACUAAAACUAAUUGUAUGUUUUUUCUUUAUAAGCUCCAGCCACUUUUGCCUCAGAGGCUCCUGCCCCUACACCUCCAGCCAUGUGGAGACCUGAGCCAGUGUUCCAGCCGCCAGCUGAGCUCCCUGCCCACUGGAACGAGCACCUUCCGCAUUUUCAACAGGACUGGAUCAGGAAGACUCUGUUCAGAGCCAGUGCCAAAACAGGAAAGCCAGACCUGGUCCCACAGCUGAAGCUCUGGUGGUAUCCGCCCCAGCCACCGCUCAUCCACGCCCAGCCUCCUGCCUCUCCUGACCUCUUUUUCUGCCGCCCUCUGUUUCUUUGGAUGCCACUGAAGAUGUGGUCCAUUCCACUUGUCUGUGUCCAGCCGGCCUGCAGUAAUCACAAACUGACUGCUGCUGGCCUCUACCGCACUGUGCGCAAGGUCCUGGACAUAGAUGGGUGGUAUGACCUCGCCACAGAGUACCUGGAGUGCAAGCGGUGCAAAAAGAAGUAUCCUGCCUGGUCUGAAGACAUCCUGGGACAGCUGGAUAUGGGGCAUCGCUGUCAGUUCCCUGCUUUGCUGACAUACAGGUACUCCUGUGACUACCGGGUGCUCAGGAUGAUGAGGGAGAGGACCCUGGGCAAUAGUGUGACUCAGCUUUUUAAAAAGCUGAGUGAGGAGCACAGCGAAGCGUGGACACAGCGUGUGCUGCAGUACCUGACUGCCUGUGAACCCUUUACCAGGUCCACCGUCAUCCACCCUCCUGUGUUUGCAGAGCCACCACCCUUACCUGCCCUCCCUAAGCCCAAGUGGCUGUUGGCAGUGUAUGCCAGGGAUGUGCUGAUGCGGCUGGAUGAGAUCAAGGCCAAAAUAACCUCUGUUUUUGGUUCUGUCCUCAAGAUGGACUCUACAAAAAAAGUAAGAUAGAGUUAUUUAUUUUAAUGAUUGUUGUGAAUGUGCAUACAGCUUAUGUUACAUUUAUUUACCUCACAGGUUACCAAAAAACUUGCUGGGGCUGCAGCUAACACUGCUGCCUGGAGUACAAAUGUGGGAAAUGAGCAUGGCCAAGUCCUGGUGUCCGUGCUCACAGCCGCAGAGGGUCACGGACUGUGGCCCAUGGCAGCAGGGCUCAUGAAGCGCUACAGACAGGCUGGAGUAGCACCACCGGCUAUCAUGUAUGUGGACCGAGACUGCUGCAGCCCAUAUGGCCAGUCACAGGUCAAGGCCAUGUUUUCAGAGUGGAAUGACCUCCAAGUGCGCCUUGACAUCUGGCACUUCAUGCGGCGGUUCGCGGCGGGAGUCACCACGGAGGCUCAUCCACUCUAUGGCAUAUUUAUGGCACGUCUCUCCAGGUGCAUUUUUGAAUGGGAUGCUGAGGAUGUUGCUGCUCUUCGGCUGGCUAAGCAGGGUGAGCUACUGGCGAGACAGAUGGGCCUGCUAUCAGAAAAGGCACUGUGUGAGCGGAUCAGCAGGAGGGAGUUGGCGUUGCACUGCCGGAGGAGGACCAGGGGAGUGGAGGAGACCACCAGACUGAUCAAGGCGCUCAUUGAUCAGUUUGACAAUGAGGGAGGAAAGGACACCCUGGGAGUUCCACUGCUGGACCAUGAGCGCAUCCAGCAGAUCUGGAAAGACCAGAAGAGACACAUUGCCUGUAUUCAGGACCCAGAGGGCUUCCCUCUGUAUAUCAAGACGGGUACGCUGAAAAAGGGCGGUGUGAAUCUCUGCUGUUAUCGGUGUGCGCGUGGCUCUACCUCCCUGGAGUCGUUCCACCUCCACUUAAACCGCUUCAUCCCAGGUGGGUUAUUAUUGCAAAAGUACUCAAGCCAUUUUCUUUGGCAAACAAAUUGUACAUUAAUUAUUCAUUGUUGAAAUGAUAGGAACCAGUGCUAGCGAUGCCCACUUUCAGGCCUAUCUCCUGGAAGGCCUGAUGCGGUGGAAUGAAGACCGAAUGGAGGAGGCAGUAAAGGGACAAUCCACUCUGAGGAGCUAUGGCAGUGCUCUGAGGGAGGCUGUGGACCAACUCAGCCGCAGGGUUCUGGGGAAGCCCUUGGAUGAGCGCUAUCACCCUCCUGGGGUUUACACAGGCAAGAAUCAAAUUCAAACAAUAAAUAUUAUUACCAGUAUUAAAAUGUAUUAUAAAUUCUGUUCUCAUUAAAAUAAAAAUUUUCUUUUUCAGGUGAAUUGCUGGGUAUUGAAUAUCUGUACAGCCAGACCGGAAGAACACUGACUGUGAUUGAGAACCCAGCUGAGGAGGACAGGCUGGUUGACCAGAUCAAUGAUGAGGAGGUGCAGGAUGAGGGCUUUGUGGAGGAAGACACUGAGGACAUCACACUGCCAGUGUUGUCUGGGGAUGACUCCUCCUGCUCUCCCUGGACCAGUCCACCUCAGGCCUCUCCCCUUCAGACUCCUGCAACACCAUCCUUCUCACCGCAGCCAUCCACAUCUCGUGAUGGAGAUGGGCAUCCUCCUCCUCCUCCUGUCACAGUCUCAGGGCUGUCACAACAACCACCUCAGGCUCCAGACCAGCUGGCUGCAUCCUCUGGCCCUGCACCAUCUACAGAUAGCAGUGCAACAGACCAGGCUCAAGUUAGUAUAGCUUUAUCAGAAUAAUUUAUGCUCUAAAUUAUGACAUUUUGUAUAUAUUAAUGAAUAUAUUUUGUAGGCACCAGUUCUUGGGCCCGAUGGUGUUGCUGGCUGGGACAAAGUUCAGAAUUUGGCUGGAUAUUUGGUGGACCUCCGUCAAGCCCCUUACUUGGAUGAGCAGCAGGUGAGAGAGGUUAUCCGCCUCUGGAGUGCUCUUCCUGCUGGAGACAAGGCCAGGAUCCAGUAUCAGCCCAGACAUCAGGCCAAGCUCACACAGGGCCGCUUCAAGGCCCCUAAAGGCACCAGAGUGACCCCAGGGGUGGAGAGCGUGAAGAGGUGCUUGAUCGGCCACCCAGGCGGGCCAGCUCAGUGGCCCAACACCAGCCGC